Saccoglossus kowalevskii is the source of this 811-nucleotide messenger RNA. RefSeq names its product probable GPI-anchored adhesin-like protein PGA18-like. The record is from RefSeq and is a predicted model, not a curated record. Lineage: Eukaryota; Metazoa; Hemichordata; Enteropneusta; Harrimaniidae.
AUGUGCACACCAGGUGUCAGUGCAGUGUGCACACCAGGUGUCAGUGCAGUGUGCACACCAGGUGUCAGUGCAGUGUGCACACCAGGUGUCAGUGCAGUGUGCACACCAGGUGUCAGUGCAGUGUGCACACCAGGUGUCAGUGCAGUGUGCACACCAGGUGUCAGUGCAGUGUGCACACCAGGUGUCAGUGCAGUGUGCACACCAGGUGUCAGUGCAGUGUGCACACCAGGUGUCAGUGCAGUGUGCACACCAGAUUGCAGUGCAGUGUGCACACCAGGUGUCAGUGCAGUGUGCACACCAGGUGUCAGUGCAGUGUGCACACCAGGUGUCAGUGCAGUGUGCACACCAGGUUUCAGUGCAGUGUGCACACCAGGUGUCAGUGCAGUGUGCACACCAGGUGUCAGUGCAGUGUGCACACCAGGUUUCAGUACAGCGUGCACACCAGGUUUCAGUACAGCGUGCACACCAGGUUUCAGUACAGCGUGCACACCAGGUUUCAGUGCAGUGUGCAUACCAGGUUUCAGUGCAUUGUGCAUACCAGGUUUCAGUGCAUUGUGCACACCAGCUUUCAGUGCAUUGUGCACACCAGGUUUCAGUGCAUUGUGCACACCAGGUUUCAGUGCAUUGUGCAUACCAGGUUUCAGUACAGUGUGCACACUAGGUUUCAGUACAGUGUGCACACCAGGUUUCAGUGCAGUGUGCACACCAGGUUUCAAUGCAGUGUGCACACCAGGUUUCUCUUUCAGUGCAAUGUGCACACCAGGUUUCAGUGCAAUGUGCACACCAGGUUUCAGUGCAGUGUGCACACCAG